This is a messenger RNA of Setaria italica (foxtail millet), 893 nucleotides long. RefSeq lists its product as uncharacterized. The transcript has 3 exons. The record is from RefSeq and is a predicted model, not a curated record. Bases 328 to 684 code for a protein of 118 amino acids. NCBI's taxonomy places the organism in Eukaryota, Viridiplantae, Streptophyta, Magnoliopsida, Poales, Poaceae.
UCGCAAGAAGCCCAAAGCCCCAAACACCUGCCAUCCAAGUAUCUAACCAGCCAGACAAAGCAAGACUCUGAGCACGACUCUGGGCGCGUGGCGCGGCUUCGUUCCACACUUUCUGCCCCGCGGACGGAAUCGAAUCGGCCUGGGAUCGCCAGGCCCAAUCAACCUCUGCCAUCCACGCCCACCAGCACAGGAUCAAAAUAUCUGCCCACCGCGUUCUAGCCAUACACGAUACGGCCAUUUCACGGUUCAUCGUCCUCGCAGGAACAGCAGCAACUAGAUCGAAUUCUUCGGCACCGGGAAGCAAAGCGAGCGAGCGAGCGGUCCGCCAUGGCCAUGGUCGCCUCCACAUCCUUCGCCUACAAGCCGCGCUUCGCGGUGGUGUGCAGGAAGAACAAGGACGGGCGGGACAGGGAGCGGGAGAAGGAGAAGGAGCACAAGCACCCGUUCAAGGUCGUCGAGAUCACGCCGCCGCCGCGCUGCCUCGGCGUCCGCUGCUUCCCCACCAACAUCCACUGCGGCGAGAGCGUGACGAUCGAGGGUCAGGCGUACACGGUGUCGGCGGUGACGCACCGGUACCAGCUGCGCAAGGGGCGGUACGAGCCCAGCGAGAAGCGCCUCGACGUCCUCUCCACCGGCAGAUACAUCCUCAACCUCUACCUCCAAAACCUCCUCGACCAAUCCUAGCUAGCUAGCUGUUCGCAUCUCCUCAUACUCGUAGCUAGCACAGGAAUUACAAUGCUGUAAAUAACGAACACUUGCCCAUAUAUGGUGAACUGCGAACACUUGUCCCAGUGGAUGGACGACGGAGGAUCAUGGAUGCAGCAGCUCCAUGCGUGCUGCUCUGUACAACUGAAGAAAAAAGAGGGGCGAGAUGAGGCGUAAAGUUCAGUAAA